Pieris napi is the source of this 2623-nucleotide messenger RNA. RefSeq lists its product as uncharacterized. The record is from RefSeq and is a predicted model, not a curated record. Lineage: Eukaryota; Metazoa; Arthropoda; Insecta; Lepidoptera; Pieridae. The transcript has 2 exons. Bases 350 to 2623 code for a protein of 757 amino acids.
UGGUGCAUAGCGCCUGAAUAUUAUUGAGUAGCAACUACUACAAUUGUCUUAACUGCUACAAACAGAACAAGGGCGUGCUUUAGUUUGUAGUAUUACUAAUUCAUUCCAAUUACACCUCUGUACAAAGAAACAUCUUUUUUGAUUUAUAAUCCUUUUUUCAAAGAAAAUAUAUUUGUUAACUUUCAUACUAUCCUGCAGUAACAUUGGUCCUUCGAGCCGGAUAAUAAUUGAAAUAAAUAAUUAAUUAAUUACUUCAAUCAAGGUCAGUGGAGGUUAUCGAGAAGAAAAAAGGAUUUGUAAAGGAGUGUGUCGUGAGUCGUUCCAGGAUUUAACUGCUGGCUCUGCAAACAUGUCUGAAAAAACCGAAGUAGCUGAACUUAUUAAAAAGCGCAGCAGCUAUAAGGGUCAAGUUACCAUUUUCAACGGGUUUUUAUCUUCAUUUGAAUCGCCAUCACCUCCCGAUGAAAGGGAUUAUGAGGAGUUGGAGUUGCGCAUUAAGAGGUUUGAUGCAUUGUAUAAUAAGUUCGAUGAGGUGCAAACACGAUUGGAAUGUUUACAGGAUGAUGAGAGUCAGGUGUUUGGGGAGCGUGAGGAAUUUGGAAAUAGAUAUUAUAAGGCAUUAAGUAAUGCUCAGAAAAUUCUUUCAAAUUAUAAAAAAUCUCACAUUCCUCUUCCAUCUGAUGGCGAAGGUAGUGUCAUACAUAGUGUUAAACUGAAUCCUGUCAAAUUGCCCACGAUCCAAAUACCGAAAUUUAACGGUUUAUUUAACGAGUGGAUCGGGUUUAGGGAUACGUUUAUGAGCCUAAUUCACACCAACAACGACCUAGACGAUAUUAACAAAUUCCAUUAUUUGAAGUCGUCUCUAGAGGGCAGCGCUGCUUUGGUAGUAUCUUCCGUUGAGCUCUCAGGAAAGAAUUAUAGCGUAGCUUGGACAUUACUGUGUGACAGAUUCGAUAAUAAAAACUUAUUAAUCCAACAUCAUGUUGCUGCACUAUUUAAAAUUGAAACUGUCACACGGGAGACAGCAUGUAAUUUAAAGGGUAUCGUUGACCAAUUAAAUAAAAAUCUAAGGGCCUUAGAUACAUUGGGCGAAUCCACUAAACAUUGGGAUACUUUAUUAGUUUACCUAAUAAGUCAAAAGUUAGACACAAAAUCAUUCCGAGAAUGGGAGGAAUAUAAAGGCCGGCUACCCACCGACACACGUAUUGAACUUUUACACUUAUUAGAUUUCUUACGUGUUCGCAUUACUUUAUUAGAUUCAGUUGAACACAACACAAAUUCAAAAAUUAAACCCAGUCACAAAAUUAUGACGUUACAGACUAAUAAUAUUAACAUUAAAGAGAUUUGUCCUAAAUGUGAUGGCGAGCAUAAACUGAAUACGUGUUCUCAGUUUUUAGCCUUAAAUAACGAAGAGCGUCUUCAAUUAUUGCCAACAUUUAAGGUUUGUUUUAAUUGUUUCUCUAAAUCUCAUUUCUCAAAUAAUUGCAAAAAAUCAGGUUGCAAAAUAUGUAAGAAAAAACAUUCAGUUUUAGUUCACGUCGCAGAUAAGCAGAAGCUGUUAGUGCGUGGUGAGGGUAUUGGUUCUAAUGCUACUCCCGCCACCAGUAAUCCGAAUAACUUGACAUUAUCAACCAGCGUUUCUUCUGCCGGUCAAGACAAUAAUUGUCGCCGCGGAAAUUUGGUUUUAUUAUCCACUGCGCUAGUCAAGUUAUACGAUUCAAACAAUCGCGAACACGUUGUUCGUGUUGUAUUAGAUUCUGGUAGCACAUCUAGCCUUUUAUCGUACAGGAUGUUUCAACAGUUAAAUCUGUCGUAUAAUAAAAUAAGUCAAUCCGUUCAGGGUAUUAAUAAUGCAAUUACCCAAAUCGAUAAAAUGUGUAAUCUGCGUUUUAAGUCAUUGGAUGACUCAUUUACGUGUAACAUUAAUUGUUUUAUUUUACCAUCGUUAACUGAUAGUGUACCAAACAGUACAGUUAAUAUCUUAAAUUUAAAUAUUCCUACGAAUAUUUGUUUAGCGGAUCCUCAUUUUUAUAAACCCGCGUCCAUCGACCUUAUAUUAGGCGCUGAUGUCUUUUGGGAUAUAGUAGGAAACCAAAGAAUUAAGUUAGGUGAUAAUAAACCUACUCUUUGUGAAACAAGGUUAGGUUGGAUAGUUUCUGGUCCAAUUUGUGAUACGGUUUUAUUUUCAACUUGUCCACCUAAUCGUAUUCAGUGCAAUUUUGUUCAUAAAAAUUUAAUUGAUGAUGAUAUUAAUUCUAAUCAUCAAAUUCAAAAUCAACUUAUAAAAUUUUGGCAAUUAGAAGAAAUAAUAAGUUCAACUUGUUCUGGUUAUUCAUAUGAACAAAGGACAUGUGAAGAACAUUUUGUCAGAAAUACUAUUCGCUUGUCUGAUGGUCGUUUUUGUGUUAGAAUUCCUCUAAAAGAAAGUCCCACUAUCUUAGGUGAUUCAUUUCAACGAGUGAAACAAUGUUUUUACUCAUUAGAACGUAGACUUCGGACAAACCCACAACUUUAUAAUAUGUAUCGCGAUUUCAUGACUGAAUACGAAUCGUUGGGUCAUAUGACAGAAUGUGGGAUAAAAUAUGCAUUUUUAUUCAAAUUAACCUCACGUUCAAUCGUGUAA